This is a messenger RNA of Miniopterus natalensis, 1770 nucleotides long. RefSeq names its product LY6/PLAUR domain containing 6B (gene LYPD6B). Gene Ontology annotation, molecular function: acetylcholine receptor regulator activity. NCBI's taxonomy places the organism in Eukaryota, Metazoa, Chordata, Mammalia, Chiroptera, Miniopteridae. The record is from RefSeq and is a predicted model, not a curated record.
GAUACUCUGGGUAGUCAUUCAUUCCAUAAAUAUUUAUUAAGCAUCUACUGCGUGCCAGACACAGAUCUGGGCGCUGGUAAUAAAAGAGUACGCAAGAAAGACAGUCUCUUCUCAUGGAGCUUACAAUUUGCUGGAAGGAGACAUUUAUGUUUUGUUUCAUAUGUCAGGUGGUGAGAAGUCCUGAAAUGAAAAAGAAAACAUGUUAAGAAAAGAAACACGCUGGGCAUAGUGCUGAAAACCUUCAAGGUUUAAUCUCUCUCCGGUUGCCAGCAGGGAAAUACAGCCUGAGCAGAUUCCUGGAAGAGGAGUUGCUGGGACGAAGGAACACGUGUUUUAGAUUCUGAUACAGUCUUUCUGCGCGUGCGUUGGUACAUCUAUCAAUGACGGUACCUCUCAGAGCAGUGUCACACUCUGGUCACUGUGGAUUCCUGACCCUUGAUCCUUCUGGUGGCUUCCUGAUCCCAGUGGCCCUCCUGCUUCUGGCCACUCCAGAGCCUGCUCCUGUUCGCCUGCCCUCCCCUAGAUGUAUGACCCUCAAGGACCUGCCCUGGGCCCUCUUCUCCCUCUUCUGAAACAGACAUAUCCAUGUCCAUGUGCACAGUGUUCGCUUUAAGUGGGGGAUCCUGGAUCUACUUGAUAUAUGAGCUUUGGACUUUCCCGUACCCAGGGUCAGAAUGCUGCCCCUCUGUCCUGCUCUAGCUGUAGCAGUCUUCCAGAUCUUUAUCUUCUCAGAAAACCGGGCGUUUGCCAAGAACAUCAACUUCUAUAACGUGAGGCCUCCUCUCGACCCUACACCAUUUCCAAACAGCUUCAAGUGUUUUACCUGUGAAAAUGCAGGAGAUAAUUAUAACUGCAAUCGAUGGGCAGAAGACAAAUGGUGUCCACCAAAUACCCAGUACUGUUUGACAGUUCAUCACUUCACCAGUCAUGGAAGAAGUACAUCCAUCACCAAAAAGUGUGCCUCCAGAAGUGAAUGCCAUUCUGUUGGCUGCCAGCACAGCCGAGAUUCUGAACAUACAGAGUGCAGGUCUUGCUGCGAAGGAAUGAUCUGCAACGUGGAAUUACCCACCAACCACACGAAUGCGGUCUUCGCUGUAGUGCACGCCCAGAGAACGUCUGGGAGCAGCGCCCGCACGCUCUGCCUGCCCCUGCUUGCCUGGGUCUCCUUGCUGCCGUGGAUCUGAUGCCACCAUUCUGAGGCGAGGCAGAGACCAGCCCUCUUUAGCACGGACUAAAAACUGUGUAAACAGUGAACUGAGCGAACCCUGGUCUUGCAGUUGGUGAAGAGUACACGUUGGACUCCAAAGCAGAAGACAGUUGUUUGCAUCACUAAAAUGCUCCUGCCUGAGGCCCUGGGCUUGAGGAAGGGAAUUUGGCCCAGAAUGAGGGCAUUAGCUGUCUUCCAGGCUUCCUGGUCAGAGAGGCUGCAUUUUGUUACUUUUGCAGGGACGAUCCUGCCAGCAUCCACAACGGGCAGCUUGUAGUAGCCUAUAUUGUCCCAGCCAGACCAGGCCUUUAGCUGAAAGGACUCCUUGACCUCAUUGACCCCCUUCAGAGGCUGCUGGGUCAGAUCCUCUCUUUCUGUGAUUAGCUCACAGUGUUUCUAGGAAGUCUAACCCUUCCCCCGAUGAGAAAGCAAUUUCCCUGACAAUGUGUAGUCCAUGGGAAAGGCAAGUAUAGGAGAAAAACUCCUACUUGAACUACUAUGAAACCCAUUUGCUAAUUGUGGGGGAGGGGGGAAAUAAAGCUUUUAAAUUAUACAGUGUAAAA